Sardina pilchardus (European sardine) is the source of this 1287-nucleotide messenger RNA. It is a transcript of the gene g6pc1a.1, whose product is annotated as glucose-6-phosphatase catalytic subunit 1a, tandem duplicate 1. The transcript has 5 exons. Lineage: Eukaryota; Metazoa; Chordata; Actinopteri; Clupeiformes; Clupeidae. Gene Ontology annotation, cellular component: membrane. Gene Ontology annotation, molecular function: glucose-6-phosphatase activity. The coding region runs from base 232 to 1287 and encodes 351 amino acids. Gene Ontology annotation, biological process: glucose 6-phosphate metabolic process; gluconeogenesis. The record is from RefSeq and is a predicted model, not a curated record.
ACGGCUGGGGUGAGAGGUCAAUACGGGGUAUACCUGAAUGAUCUGGUAGCCGUGCAAACAGAAUCGACCAGACACAAAGUCCUGAAGCUGGAGGUAUGAGACUGUAAGUACUACUACUGGUUGACAACCAGAGCUCCAUCCUCACCGGGUCUCUGGAGCAGCCGAAGCCCGGAUAAAGGCCACCUUUUCUGGGGUGAUUCUGCCAGUACCACCCCCUGGGGGCCUCUUGCCAUGGAUCUUCUUCACAGCUGGGGGGUGAGCCUUGCGGUUCACCUCCAAACGGACUAUAAGUCGUACGAGGGCUGGUUCCAGUUUGCGUCCACGGUGGCUGACCUGCACACAGCCUACUUUGUUUUGUUCCCCGUCUGGUUCCACCUGAGCAGGAACGUUGGCAUCAAGCUCAUCUGGGUGGCUGUCAUUGGGGACUGGAUCAACCUCGUCCUCAAGUGGGUUCUCUUUGGUGAAAGGCCCUACUGGUGGGUCCAUGACACCAAGUUCUACGGUGCGGACGCGAGACCAUCCUUGGAGCAGUUCCCCAUCACAUGUGAAACAGGCCCAGGAAGUCCUUCGGGUCACGCCAUGGGGGCUGCAGGGGUGUGGUAUGUGAUGAUAACAGCUGUUCUAUCAAUGGCUGCCAAGAAGAAAACACCCUUUCUGCUCCACAGUCUUUUGCAGGCUGCCCUGCUGGUCCUGUUCGUCCUGAUAGAGCUCAUCGUGUGCAUGUCCAGAGUGUACAUGGCCGCCCACUUCCCUCAUCAGGUCAUCAGUGGAGUCAUAUCAGGUCUCAUUGUUGCUGAGGUGUUCUCCAGGGUGCAGUGGAUCUACAGCGCCAGCAUGAAGAAGUACUUCGGCGUCAUGCUCUUCCUCACCUCCUUCGCCGUGGGCUUCUACGUGCUGCUGAAGGCCGUGGGGGUGGAUCUGCUGUGGACCCUGGAGAAGGCCCAGACCCACUGCAUCAACCCGGCCUGGGUGCACAUGGACAGCACACCCUUCGCCAGCCUGCUCCGCAACAUGGGCACGCUGUUUGGCCUGGGCCUGGGCCUGCACUCGCCUCUGCGCACCGAGACCAAGAAGAGCAGCGGCGCCACCUACAGGGCUGGAUGUAUAAUAGCAUCGUUACUCUUAUGUUGGCUGCUGGACAAUUUCACCUUCUCGUCAAAGAAUCAAGAGCUGUUCUAUCUGCUGUCGUUUUGCAAGAGCGCUGCCACCAUUUUAAUUCCUACUACUUUAGUGCCCGCUGGCCUGACAAGGCUACUAAACAGCAAAGGAGAUGAAAAGAUGCUUUAA